AUGUCCUAUGUAUGUUUUACUGACGAGAAAGGUACGCACAGUAUUGACCAUGCUGCCACACUCAUUGACUGCGAUCGCUCACAGGCUGGCAGCUCCUUUCAUGCUUAUUGGAAUAUUGUAUGCUGUGUUUGCGGUGUUGGUAUGUUGGGCUUAUCUCAGUCCCUGAGCAAAGGGGGUUGGGGUGCGUUGGCGCUCAUCAUACUUUCCUGGUUGAUGACGCUUUAUUGCUCUGUUAUUUUGAUACAAUGUCUAUACCAUCCUCGUAACAAACAAGAUCCAGUCCGUCUUGCGUCCAUCCCUGCUGUCGCCCAAGACGCCUUUGGCCCAAUCGGAGGCUGGUUUGCUUUCUUUUUCCAAACAUGGAUCGUCCUUGGUAUACCCAUUCUGCAUUUUGUGCUUGCUGGUGCUAACAUGAAUCAACUUUGCCGCGGUACUGCAGCAGAAAUUGGACAAGUACAAUGGACCAUCAUAUUUUGUGCAUUGGUCUCCUUCCCAUAUGUCUUUUUCAAAAGCAUGAAGGACACAGGUUGGACUAGCGUUUUUGGCGCGCUAGCUAUAAUCAUCACAACACUCAUCUGUGUGAUCGUGGCCGGUAUCGAUGAAAACAGCCGCCUUGGUGAUAGCCCACCUGUCAUCCACAACAGCAUCAUUUGGCAAGGGUAUCCUGCGGCUUUAUCCAACAUUUCCGUCAGCUUCAGUGGUAACGUUGCGUUUCCCAGUAUUGAAGCAGCGAUGAAAAAACCACAGCAUUGGACCCGUGUCAUUACUACUAGCUUGACAACCUGUGUCUUCCUUUACAUUCUAAUUGCCGUCCCAGGCUAUUACGUUUAUGGAGCAUCAGUACAAAAUCCAAUGUACAACAGCCUUCCCGAUGGUAUCCCACGUACAAUAAGCAUUGCUUUGAUCACGAUUAGUGUGAUCAUGUCCGCUCCGAUUUUUUUGAUUACAUUUACGCUCGAAUGCGAAGAACGAAUGAACAUUACAGUCGAACGUUGGGGUCGCAGACGAGAGCUUGUCUUCCGUAUCGGUUUCCGUUUGUUGACGAUGAUCGCUUGUGCAACGAUCGGCUGUGUGGUUCCGUUUUUCGAUCUUUUGAUGGCCCUGUUUGGUGCUGUAGGCUGUUCUACUACUAUCUUUAUAAUCCCCGUCCUAUGCUAUUUUCGCCUUACAGGGUUUGGUAACAAAUCCUUAUAUGUACUUGCCUGGAACUUUCUUAUUCUAGUCUUCGGCACAGUAGGUCUUGCAUUCGGCAGCUGGUUUGCUGUUGAAGAUCUUGUUCAUGCUUUUCAGAAAUCAUCAAAAUCUUAA
Molecule: messenger RNA, 1308 nt
Organism: Zychaea mexicana
Lineage: Eukaryota; Fungi; Mucoromycota; Mucoromycetes; Mucorales; Lichtheimiaceae
Product: transmembrane amino acid transporter protein-domain-containing protein
Exons: 4
Coding region: 1-1308 (435 amino acids)
Biological process (GO): amino acid transmembrane transport
Cellular component (GO): vacuolar membrane
Molecular function (GO): amino acid transmembrane transporter activity
Source: RefSeq, a predicted model, not a curated record